AUGGGCAUCGUCAAGGGCGGCGCAUUGCGCCUACUGCAAAGCGGCCUCUACGCGAUCGAAUUCCUUUGCGCUGCCAUCAUCUUGGGCAUUUACUCCUACUUCCUCUCCGUCCUCGCCGACCGCCAUCUACCCAUCGCCACAUGGAAACGCGCCGUCGAAGGCCUCUCCGGCGCAGCAUGUCUCUACCUCAUCUUCGCCACCAUCCUGACCUGCUGCCUCGGCGGCGUCGAAGUCUUCGCCUUCAUCGCCAUGGUCCUCGACGUCCUCUUCUUCGGCGCCAUGAUCGCCAUCGCCAUCCUCACCCGCAGCGGCGCGAGCAAAUGUUCCGGCUACGUGACGACACCGCUCGGCAACGGCCAGGCCAGCAGCAGCACUGGUGGCUUCGGCAACGGCGGGUCCGACUCGGGUGAAAACAACGCCACGUACUCGGUCAUCCUCCGCACCGCUUGCAAGCUGAACACCGCGUGUUUCGCCGUCGCCCUUAUUGCUGCGGUGCUCUUCCUCGUCACGGCUGUCAUGCAGAUCGCGCUUGUGCGCCAUCACAAGAAGGAGAAGCGGUAUGGUCCCUCGCCGUCGAACAACUAUACCAGUGGCCCGGGCAAGCGCAGGGGCAUGUUUGGUCGCAAGAACAAGAAGCACAACGCGACUCACGAGGCCGAGCUAGGCGCUGCAGGUGUCGGUGCGGGUGCUGGUGGACUUGCCGCAGGGCAGCACGACACUCGUCCAAGCCAUGAGACGGGCUAUACAGGUUCGACCGUCGCGGCACCGGGCACUGCUUCUUACGACAAGGUUGAUGCACACCACGGCCACCAGCCGCACGGUACGCAUGGUGGUUAUUACACUCAACCCCAGGGUACUGGUGUCAACCCGUACGGUUACGACAACAGUCGUACGGCUGGCACCGCCACCAACUACUAG
Molecule: messenger RNA, 918 nt
Organism: Baudoinia panamericana UAMH 10762
Lineage: Eukaryota; Fungi; Ascomycota; Dothideomycetes; Mycosphaerellales; Teratosphaeriaceae
Exons: 2
Coding region: 1-918 (305 amino acids)
Source: RefSeq, a predicted model, not a curated record